This is a messenger RNA of Musa acuminata AAA Group (dessert banana), 1003 nucleotides long. RefSeq names its product ATP synthase subunit O, mitochondrial-like. Gene Ontology annotation, molecular function: proton-transporting ATP synthase activity, rotational mechanism. The record is from RefSeq and is a predicted model, not a curated record. The transcript is spliced from 6 exons. Bases 80 to 805 code for a protein of 241 amino acids. Gene Ontology annotation, biological process: proton motive force-driven mitochondrial ATP synthesis. NCBI's taxonomy places the organism in Eukaryota, Viridiplantae, Streptophyta, Magnoliopsida, Zingiberales, Musaceae.
AACCGAUCCGCUUGCGCACACCAUUUCCUCGCAUCGAUUUGGGUCUCCGGCGGAGGCGGCGAAAGCAUUAGGGUUCCCGAUGGCUCUCUCAGGGCGUCUCAGAUCUGCUCUCCCCUUCUUCAGAAAGAUCGUUGCGGUCGAAUCGCCGGCCCUCUGCGUUCGAUCGGCUGCCGAUCUGACCUUUGGGUUGAAGACCUUUGCAACCCAAGCAAAACCAACUACAAAUGUUAAGGUGCCUUUAUCACUAUUUGGAGGUUCAGGAAAUUAUGCAUCUGCUCUAUUUCUUGCUGCCUCCAAGGCAAAUACAUUGGACAAAGUUGAAUCUGAGAUUCUUGACUUGGUAGAGGCUUCCAAAAGGAGUCCUUUGUUUUCACAGUUCAUCGAGGAUUUAUCAGUGCCUAGGGAAACACGUGUGAAUGCUGUGCAACAAAUUUUUUCUGAUGUUGGCUUUUCUGAUGUCACUAAGAAUUUUUUGGCUGUCUUGGCUGAUAAUGGAAGACUCAGCUAUAUUGAAUCCAUUGCUAAGAGGUUUGUUGAGUUGACUAUGGCGCAGAGGGGAGAGGUGAAAGUCAUUGUCACAACAGUUAUUCCACUUCCUGCAGAAGAGGAGAAGGAACUUAAGCAAACUUUGCAAGAGAUUUUAGGACAAGGGAAAACGAUCAGAAUUGAACAAAAGAUUGAUCCCAGCAUUCUUGGAGGAUUGGUGGUUGAAUUUGACCAGAAGGUUUUUGAUAUGUCCAUAAAGACAAGGGCCAAGCAAAUGGAAAAGUUCUUGAGGGAACCAAUUAACUUUGACAAUUUCUAGUGGCUCCAAGAUGCAGCAGCUAGUAACAACCUUCGCUUCUGCUACUGUUUUGUGGUUUGUUUGCUUUAAAUAAAAUAUUCAUACUCUUUUGUAGCUCCUUGCAUUGCAAGGCCAAUGCCUGCCAAAAAUUACAUAAUUUUUCGCCUGUGUGUCUGAAAUGAUGAAGCAUAAUUUACUUCAUGGAAAAUUUGCAUUUUA